Messenger RNA from Oikopleura dioica, 546 nucleotides. The record is from the annotation of a GenBank genome assembly. NCBI's taxonomy places the organism in Eukaryota, Metazoa, Chordata, Appendicularia, Copelata, Oikopleuridae.
AUGAAGCCAUCCAAACGAGCGCCCAGAAAAGCAUGGGAAGUGUUUCCGGGGAAGAACACGUUCUACUGCGACGGGCGGCUGAUCACGGCGAACGACAAGACCGUCUUGUGCAUCACAGCAUCUCUUAUUAGCUUGACGACUGGACUCUUCCUCUUCAACGACUACCGCAUUACUCUUCGCGAUCAACCGUACGGCGUGUACAUGCUCUUCGCCUGUCUGCUGCUCUACUUCUUCGUGAUGCUGAUGUUGUUCCGGACUUCGUUUUCUGACCCAGGCAUAAUUCCACGAGCUUCCUCUUCCCAAAGCGCGCAAGUCGAGCGCCAACUGAUCGACGCCGACGUGCGCAAAAACGGCUACACUGGCUACAAACCACCGCCGCGCGUGCAAGAGAUCGAAAUCAACGGAGUGACGAUGAAGCAGAAAUACUGCUUCACUUGCAAAAUCUUCCGCCCGCCACGGUCUUCCCACUGCUCGAUUUGCGACAACUGCGUCGACAGAUUCGAUCAUCACUGCCCAUGGGUGAGCUACUCUUCAUCUUCUUCUUGA